CUGUGGCCCAGAAGGCGGGAUUGCGCGUGACUCCCAUUCGUGUGGCGAGCGCGCGCACCUCUUGCAAUGAGCUGCAGUUGAAGCUGCUCAUGUGUGCUGUACUCACCUCUGUGCUCCUCGACACGGAACAUGCAUGGAAAACUUUUGGGGUUUGUUGUCCAUCGAGUCAACUUUUAAAGGACUCGUGCAUUCCGGAACAAGCACAGGCACGGAUGUGAAGAAGUCUGGAAGUCCGCAGGUCCGCUGAAUGACAAGAUCAUGAGGUUUAUCCUGUUGCUCGUCUUCCUCACGCAUGAGGCGGUGGGCAGAUUUCCUCGUUGCCACUUUAGCUGGGAGAUGAAGAGAGCGAGUCAAGAGUGCCAUGCUGGCCUGCAGGAGUUAACAGCGCCCCCCGCAGGAUGCGUUGGCGAGUGGGACAACGCUUCAUGCUGGCGCAGCGCGGCGGUGGGCGAAGUGGUCACCCAACCCUGCCCUGCGCCCCUCCAGCACCUGUUUGGGAAGAAGGGUAACCUGAGCAGGAAGUGCACCCAGCAAGGUUGGUCGGACGUUUACCCCGUCAUCGCCGCCGCCUGCUCGUCCAACGACACCGACCAACCCAACGAGCUGGUGUUCUACAAAGUGGUGAUGGGUCUUUCCACACUGGGUCACAGCUUAUCUCUUCUCAGUCUGCUCAGCAGCACCGUCAUCAUCGCUUUCAUCAGGAGGCUUCACUGCAUGAGGAACUACAUCCACAUCAACCUGUUUGCAUCCUUCAUGCUGAGGGGCGUGGCCGUGCUCACCAAAGACCUGCUGCUCUUCUCCAACGAGGAGGAGGCGGAGACGCUCGACUGCAGCGUCCAGCCCUCGCUGGUGGGCUGCAAGAGCAGCCUGGUCUUCCUGAACUACUCCAUCAUGGCUAACUUCUUCUGGCUCCUGGUGGAGGCGCUCUACCUUCACACGCUGCUCCUGGUGGUCCACGCCCGCUACGCCCGACUCUCCGUCUACUUGCUGAUUGGCUGGGGAAUCCCGUGCGUGUUCACGGUGGCAUGGAUCUUAUGUCGCCUCCACCUGGAUGACACUUGGUGCUGGGAAAGGAACGACAACCCUGUUCCCAGCAGAGUGUUGGACUGGCCCAUCCUGGCGUGUGUCGUCGUACGUACGCCUCACCACAACCGCAGCCGGGUGAACUUCAUCCUGUUCAUCAGCAUCAUUCGCAUCCUGGUGCAGAAGCUGCGCUGCACCGACGUGGGCGGCAACGAGCAGUCGCAAUACAAGCGAUUGGCCAAAUCCACCCUCCUGCUCAUCCCUUUGUUUGGGAUCAACUACGUGGUCUUCGUCCACCUGAUGGAGCCCAGCGAUAAAACCAUGCGGCGCGUCAAGAUCUUCUUUGAACUGGGCCUCGGGUCCUUCCAGGGUUUCAUCGUGGCCGUGCUUUACUGCUUCCUCAACUGCGAGGUCCAAAGCGAGCUGCGGAGGAUACGUCGGAGCUUGUCCUUCAAACGCUACGUGGGCGGUCGGGAGUGCGGUCUGCGCGCCGCCGCCACGCUGGCCGCCAACGGCGCUGAACACUCGGCCCCGUUCCCCAGGAACUCCCGAGCGGCAUCCAUCUUGCAGACGGAGACCUUUCUGCUGUGACCGCCAUGAUCCUCAAGGUUCCUCUCCAAAAAAAAACACCAUUCAGUUUUUUCACCUUUCAUUCGAAAUAUACUCUCUUCACACGCAACAUAGUGCAACUAUUUCGUUAUUCCGAUGCAUUUCUUUGAAACCCGAAUGGUUUAUUUCCACCGCUUGCGUCUAAUAUUAUAAUGGGACUAAAAGCAACACCCUGAAGAUUUUGACCUUUUGCUUCGAAAGAAAAGGGCACAU
This is a messenger RNA of Hippocampus comes (tiger tail seahorse), 1845 nucleotides long. RefSeq names its product vasoactive intestinal polypeptide receptor 2-like. NCBI's taxonomy places the organism in Eukaryota, Metazoa, Chordata, Actinopteri, Syngnathiformes, Syngnathidae. Gene Ontology annotation, molecular function: peptide hormone binding; G protein-coupled peptide receptor activity; vasoactive intestinal polypeptide receptor activity. The coding region runs from base 259 to 1614 and encodes 451 amino acids. Gene Ontology annotation, cellular component: plasma membrane. The record is from RefSeq and is a predicted model, not a curated record. Gene Ontology annotation, biological process: cell surface receptor signaling pathway; adenylate cyclase-modulating G protein-coupled receptor signaling pathway. The transcript has 13 exons.